AUGAUUGGAUUUCUGUUACUCCUACUGGCAUCAACUGCAAUUUAUCUAGCCUACUCCAAGAUGAAGCUAGACAAAGAAAAUCAAACGCGGAUAAGGAAAUUCCUUGAAGAUUACAGAGCAAUGAGACCAACCCGAUACUCUUACGCUGAUAUAAAGAAAAUGACAAAUGACUUCAAGCAUCUGUUGGGUGAAGGAAGCAAUGGUAAAGUAUUCAAAGCAAAGGUCUCAAACGAAAUAGUUAUGGCUGUGAAACUGUUGCAUAACUCCACGGAGAACGGGGAGGAAUUCAUCAAUGAAGUUGGAACGAUGGGAAAAAUCCAUCAUGUAAACGUUGUUCGCUUGUUAGGCUUCUGUGCAGAUGGAUUCAAGAGGGCACUUGUGUAUGAGUUCUUACCAAAUGGUUCUCUAGACAAAUUCAUAUUCCCACAAGGCCAAGAGCAUCACACCUUGGGAAUGAAGAGAUUGCAAGACAUAGCUAUCGGGAUCGCGCGAGGAAUCGAGUACCUUCAUCAAGGUUGUGAACAAAGAAUCCUCCAUUUUGAUAUCAAGCCUCACAAUAUACUAUUGGACGACGAUUUCAACCCGAAAAUUUCUGAUUUCGGAUUGGCAAAGUUCUGUGAAAAAGGAAGAAGCGCGGUGUCAAUGGCGGUUGCCAGAGGAACAAUGGGAUACAUUGCUCCUGAAGUCUUUUCCAGGCACUUUGGGAAUGUUUCUCACAAAUCUGAUAUUUACAGUUUUGGAAUGUUGUUGCUUGAAAUGGUGGGAAGGCGAAAGAACAUCGACAACAAUGUUCGAAAUCUUAGCCAGAUAUAUUUUCCUGAAUGGGUUUACGGACGUCUGGCUGAUGGAGAAGAAUUCAGGAUCCAAGUUGAGGAUGAUGAUGAUGGAAAUCAGAACAAAAUUGCUAAGAAAUUAGCUAUUGCAGGACUUUGGUGCAUUCAAUGGGAGCCAGUGGAUCGCCCUUCAAUUACACGGGUGCUUCAGAUGCUGGAAGGAAAUGGUGAAAACCUAAUUCUCCCACCAAAUCCUUUUGGCAGCUCAAACAAUGCAAUGAAUCAGGUUGAUAAUCCAAGCUCUACAGAGCAAACAAGAAUGCUACAUUUUGAUUCGUAA
This is a messenger RNA of Oldenlandia corymbosa var. corymbosa, 1113 nucleotides long. Lineage: Eukaryota; Viridiplantae; Streptophyta; Magnoliopsida; Gentianales; Rubiaceae. The record is from the annotation of a GenBank genome assembly.